This is a messenger RNA of Trichoderma atroviride IMI 206040, 936 nucleotides long. RefSeq lists its product as uncharacterized. Gene Ontology annotation, molecular function: ATP hydrolysis activity; ATP binding. The record is from RefSeq and is a predicted model, not a curated record. NCBI's taxonomy places the organism in Eukaryota, Fungi, Ascomycota, Sordariomycetes, Hypocreales, Hypocreaceae.
AUGUUCAUAGAGCAAGAAACGCCGUCUGAGCCCGACAUAUAUCUGCUACCUCGGACGAUUCUUGGCUUCAAUCUACGACGAAAACAGUGGGAGGACCUCAAUGUGGAUCUGAUCAAAGAAAUAUCCUGGAAUAAAGACGCUUUUAAGCAUCUUGUCGCGGAUCCCGAAACCAAGGAACUAGUUCAAACCCUCGUCACAAACAAAAUUGCAGCCGAGAGAGGAACCGAUCUCAUACAGAACAAGGGAAACGGGCUAAUCAUGCUUCUCCAUGGAGGUCCGGGAACCGGCAAGACGUUCACCGCUGAGAGCGUUGCUGAGAUGGCGGAGAAACCUCUCUACGCUGUGACUUGCGGCGAUAUUGGAACUGAACCAGAAAAGACAGAGAAAUACUUGGAGUCCGUCUUCCAUCUUGGCAAAAUGUGGGGAUGCGUGGUUCUUUUGGAUGAGGCCGAGGUAUUUCUCGAACAGCGCUCUCUCAACGACUUAGCGCGUAAUGCUCUUGUGUCAGUCUUUCUACGCGCGUUGGAAUAUUACGAUGGCAUCCUCAUCCUAACGUCAAACCGCGUCGGCACCUUUGACGAGGCAUUCAAGUCGCGUAUACAGUUGGCUCUGCACUACAAGCCGCUGACACAGCCGCAACGAGCUCGGAUCUGGCUCAACUUCUUUAGUCAUCUUAAGUCCCUUGAAGAGAACACUAUUGACUAUGAUGACAUCGAGAGCUAUAUCGAUGAGCUAUCCGAGCAUGAGAUGAAUGGGCGUCAAAUACGCAACGUGAUUACCACUGCCAGGCAAUGGGCUCAGUUUCGAGACAGUAGGAUGAAAGCAAUUCAUUUGAUGGAUACUAUAAAAGUGACUGGCAAAUUCGAUACUUACAUCAAGGACGUGAAGGAGGGAUACUCCGAUGAUCAAAUAGCAAGAGGGGAUGGAGUGCGAUAG